Messenger RNA from Ambispora gerdemannii, 684 nucleotides. The record is from the annotation of a GenBank genome assembly. NCBI's taxonomy places the organism in Eukaryota, Fungi, Glomeromycota, Glomeromycetes, Archaeosporales, Ambisporaceae.
AUGACACCCAUAAGAUUCAAUCCUUAUCAUUACAAUACAACAACCACAGCAACGACAACCACACGUUGUAAACUUUUACAUCCCACAACCUCAAAACGUUCACAUUCAUUAACUUCGCCAUCAUCACAGCAUUUAUCACCGUUAAAAUAUAAUCACUUAUGCCAUAAUCCUGAGCCUGCCGAUUGUCGACUAAUAAUAGCAGAUAUAAAUGCAAAAGAUUGCAAAGACAACGACGGACUUUUUCAUAAAAAAGAAUUUCAACAAGUGUUUUAUGCGCAUAAAAGUAACUUAAUAAAGAAGAUUCCAUGUUUUAGACGAUACUUUGAGAAACUUGACCAAACUCAAUCUACGACAAAUUUAAAUUGUGAGAACAAUGAGAAACAUCAAUGGCAAGAAAUUGUCGUGAAAAUAGUGCAGCCAGAACUUGCGAGAUUCGAUGAAAUGCUUCAUUGGAUUGAAACAGGUGACAGCAAACGAUGGAUAGUCCAAGGUAUAACGGUCGAAAACUAUCACAUAGUAGUGCAAAACAUCAACCUGCUAGAAUUAGGUUGGGAAGCAGAAAGCAUUUGUGUGGGAUUUCGCAACGCUUAUCAUGAUUGGCUGGCGAUUCGUCGUCGUGCUGAAAUGGCACAACAUAAUUUACGAAAAAUAGAGGAAAUAAAGAAACCUAUGCGACUUUUGUGA